UAGUAUGUUGAAUAUUAUGUAGCCAAAGAGCAGCACUCUGAACUCUGCCCCUGUGACUUCCUAGGGUUCCUCCUCUCACGAAUAUAAGGGCGAGUGGAGGAGUUAGGGAGCAGGGAGCCCAGCAGCAUCCUCAAGCCAAGCUCUGCCUACCCACCAAGAAGAUGCACAUACCCAUAGCUACCCUCUCCUUCCUCCUUCUUGCUGCUACCCUUGGAUUCCAGGCCUGGGUCACAGGUGAAUCAAAGCUAGAAGAAUUCCUGGAGGCAAGGCAUCAGCAUGGACCAACAAUUAUUCAUCAAGGUAUUAGCCGCCCUUCUGACUGCUGCUUCUCCUAUACUUCACGGAGAAUACGAUGUUCAAUCAUUAAAGAUUAUUUCUUAACAAGCAAUGGAUGUCCCCAGCCAGGUAUCAUUGUCAUUACCAAGAGAGGGCAACGUGUCUGUGUCAACCCCCGUGACCCAAGAAUUCAGACUUGCCUUGGAAUGCUGAAUGUGACCACGAGGACUGUGAACCUACGUGUUCAUGAAAGAGAAGAAUCAUAAGUUUUCAUUCAUCCCACUUCCAGCUCUCUCACCUUAACGACCUUCUGGAAGUUUCUUGGCCUCUACUGUUAUUUUUUUAAAUGUUUAUUCUUCUGUUCUGGUUUAAAGUUAUGCACCUAAUAAACAGUCUGUGUGCAUUCA
Messenger RNA from Perognathus longimembris pacificus (Pacific pocket mouse), 683 nucleotides. Its product is annotated as C-C motif chemokine 23-like. The record is from RefSeq and is a predicted model, not a curated record. Gene Ontology annotation, biological process: G protein-coupled receptor signaling pathway; chemokine-mediated signaling pathway; monocyte chemotaxis. Gene Ontology annotation, molecular function: chemokine activity; CCR chemokine receptor binding. Gene Ontology annotation, cellular component: extracellular region. Bases 162 to 542 code for a protein of 126 amino acids. NCBI's taxonomy places the organism in Eukaryota, Metazoa, Chordata, Mammalia, Rodentia, Heteromyidae. The transcript is spliced from 4 exons.